UUCAACAGUGAUAUUGCAGUUAUAACAGUUGAGGUAUUCUGGAGUUGUCCUUUAUAUAUCUACAUAUAUAUAUAUUUUUUUAUCUCAGUAAGGAAUCUGUUAAACUUAAGUGGUUUAUGUUUUUUGUAACGUUGAUAAAGAGGAUAUUAACAUUCAACUUUGAGGAAGUGCAUGUAUAACACAGAAUGACUCCCUUGCUGUAUAAAGAUGCCUUUUGGGGAGUUGAUUUCACUAAUCAUCAGGGCUAUGAGGUUCUGAUUCAGAGACUAUGUGAUGGCAGGCGGAUGUGCAAAGAUGUGGAGGAACUGCUGAAGAUGAGGGCCAUGGCAGAAGAGAGGUAUGGGAAGGAUCUGGUGACAAUAGCACGUAAAGCUGGGGGGCAGACAGAGAUCAGCACUUUGAAAGCCUCCUUUGAUCAACUUAAAACACAAAUUGAAAACAUUGGGAAUCUGCAUAUCCAGCUAUCCGGAAUGUUACGGGAAGAGAUCAAGAAGAUGGAAACAUUCAGAGAGCGACAGAAAGAACAGAGGAGGAAGUUUGAGGGGAUUAUGGAGAAAGUUCAGAAGAUGAAGGUGUCCUUAUACAAGAAGACCAUGGAGUCUAAGAAGUCCUAUGAGCAGAAAUGUAAAGAAGCAGACGAGGCAGAGCAGCUUGCUGACAGGAGCACCACAGCCACAACAACAAAACAGUCUGAGAAGGUACAACACAAGGCCAAGCAAUGCAGACAAGCCGUCACUGAAGCAGAGAAACAAUACAUGUUGAAUGUAGAGCAGCUGGAGAGCGUUCGUCAGGACUGGGAGGGAACACACAAGGGCACGUGUGAGGUGUUUCAGCAGCAGGAGGUGGACCGCAUCACUAUCCUGAGGUGUGCCCUCUGGGACCACUGUAAUCACUUCUCUGUGCAAUGUGUCAAAGACGACGAGUUUUACGAGGAGGUGAGGAAUAUUCUGGAGACGUGUGACAUCACAGCAGAUAACAACUGUUUCAUAGAGAUGAAGACAACAGGUUCAAGCCCACCAGACCCCGUUGUGUUUGAGAACUACUAUGAGAGGGAGCCAACGGGCGACAACAACAGCAGCGCUCGCUUCGGAGGGGGAGGGGUCAGGAAAAGAUUCUCCAUGAGUAUCAGUGAGGGUUCAACUUCCGAGCCAGCGGCGCCACCUGUUGGUCAAACAGUGCCUGAGAGUUCAGAUGGAGUGUAUGCAUCCAUACCUGGCUUCCAGUCUGCAGCUGCAGCAGCCCUGCCUGCAGUGACAACUGAUGAGGAUGAUGAUGAUACCUUCAUGGUGUUUUAUGACUACUCUGCACAGGACCCAGAUGAGCUGUCAGUGUCUAAAGGGGAUGUGGUGUUGGUGAUAGAACAGAGUGAAGAUGGCUGGUGGACAGUGGAGAGAAACGGACAGGUUGGGCUGGUACCUGGCUCCUACCUGGCCAAAGUCUAGACAUAGUCACACACACAUUCAUGCAUGGACGCACACAUGCACGCGCACACACUCAUGCACACAGGUACACGGAUUCACACACACAUACUCAUGCACACUCACCCAUACAUACUGUAGUCUUCAAUAUGAGGACCCCUUUCUGCUUCUUACUCAGAUGUUCUGAUCCUUGGUUCAAGACUUCAGAGUAAUAGAUUCUCCAGCAGUAGAGAUGACUCACUGAACUGACUUGGAACAUGAGUCAUGACAGUGUGUUCCCCAUGAACUAUUAGGCUAUGCUGCACCAGAGAGUCUUUUCACCCAACAGGCCUACUACUACAUACAUAGUGAUGUGAAAAAGUAUUCGCCCCUUUCAGAUUUUCUCUACUUUUGCACAUUUUUUAUACUGAAUUUUAUCAGAUCUUCAACCAAAACCAAAUAUUAGAUAAAGGGAACCUGAGUGAACAAAUAACACAACAAUUGUAUACUUAUUUCAUAAACAAAGUUAUGCAACACCCAAUGCCCAUGUGUAAAAAAGUAAUUGCCCCCUUACACUCAAUAACUAGUUGUGCCACAUUUAGCUGCAAUGACUCCAACCAAAAGCUUCCUGUCAUUGUUGAUCAGUCUCUCACAUUGCUGUGGGGGAAUUCUGUCCCACUCGUCCAUGCAGAACUGCUUUAACUCAGAGACGUGCGGGUUUUCAAGCAUGAACUUCUCGUUUCAAGACCUGCCACACAUCUCAAUUGGGAUUAGGUCUGGACUUUGACAUUCCAAAACACAUGUUGCUUUUUAGCUCUUUUCAUGUCGACUUGUGUGUUUGGGAUCGUUGUCUUGCUGCAUAACCCAGAUGCAGUUCACAGACAGAUGGCCUGACAUUCUCACGUAGAAUUCUGAUACAGACCAGAACUCAUGGUUCCUUCUAUUUAGUCAAGUCAUCCAGGUCCUGAGGCAGCAAAGCAUCCCCAAACCAUCACACUACCACCAUACUCGACCGUGGGUAUAAGGUCCUUACUGUAGAAUGCAGUGUUUGGAUUUCGCUCGACAUAAUGGAACCCAUGUCAUCCAAAAAGUUAGACUUUUGACUCAUCUGUCCAUAGAACAUAAAAUCACAUUUUAUUUGUCACAUACACAUGGUUAGCAAUGUUAAUGCGAGUGUAGCGAAAUGGUUGUGCUUCUAGUUCUGACAAUGCAGUAAUAGUCUUGAAGAUCAUGCAUGUGCUUUUUUGCAAACUUGAAUCAACUUUUUGGAUGAUAUGGAUCCCAUUGUUUUGUUUUGGAAUGGCCAAGUCAAAGUCCAGACCUAAUCACAUUGUUUUGUUUUGGAAUGGCCAAGUCAAAGUCCAGACCUAAUCACAUUGUUUUGUUUUGGAAUGGCCAAGUCAAAGUCCAGACCUAAUCACAUUGUUUUGUUUUGGAAUGGCCAAGUCAAAGUCCAGACCUAAACACAUGUUUUUGUUUUGGAAUGGCCAAGUCAAAGUCCAGACCUAAUCACAUUGUUUUGUUUUGGAAUGGCCAAGUCAAAAUCCAGACCUAAUCACAUUGUUUUGUUUUGGAAUGGCCAAGUCAAAGUCCAGACCUAAUCACAUUGUUUUGUUUUGGAAUGGCCAAGUCAAAGUCCAGACCUAAUCACAUUGUUUUGUUUUGGAAUGGCCAAGUCAAAGUCCAGACCUAAUCACAUUGUUU
Molecule: messenger RNA, 3101 nt
Organism: Oncorhynchus gorbuscha (pink salmon)
Lineage: Eukaryota; Metazoa; Chordata; Actinopteri; Salmoniformes; Salmonidae
Product: proline-serine-threonine phosphatase-interacting protein 1-like
Exons: 14
Coding region: 186-1442 (418 amino acids)
Biological process (GO): actin filament polymerization
Cellular component (GO): cytoplasm; actin filament; plasma membrane
Molecular function (GO): actin filament binding
Source: RefSeq, a predicted model, not a curated record